Diospyros lotus (date-plum) is the source of this 2208-nucleotide messenger RNA. Its product is annotated as L-ascorbate oxidase-like. Gene Ontology annotation, cellular component: extracellular region. The record is from RefSeq and is a predicted model, not a curated record. Bases 103 to 1842 code for a protein of 579 amino acids. Gene Ontology annotation, molecular function: oxidoreductase activity; copper ion binding. The transcript is spliced from 5 exons. NCBI's taxonomy places the organism in Eukaryota, Viridiplantae, Streptophyta, Magnoliopsida, Ericales, Ebenaceae.
UUUUCUAUAUAUAUAGACAGACGAAUCGAAGUGGCAAAGCGAAAGAGAACUGAAAAUAUAUAGUUGAUUGGUUGCCGGGCUGGUCAGUAUCUAGAAGAAGAAAUGGCGGGGCUCUCGGUGUGCAGAAUGAGUCGGCCGGCGGGGUUGGUGGUGGGGGCCUUGUGGCUGUUUGUCUUGGUGGCGAGUGCUCCGCUGUUGUUUGCGGAGGCGAGAGUUCGGCGCUACAAGUGGGAGGUGAAGUACGAGUACAAGUCUCCUGAUUGCUACAAGAAACUGGUGAUCACCAUCAACGGGAAGACGCCGGGGCCGACCAUCUUGGCUCAGCAGAACGACACCGUCGUCGUCGAGGUCAAGAACGGCCUGUUAACCGAGAAUCUCGCGAUCCACUGGCAUGGAAUCCGACAGAUUGGGACACCUUGGUUUGAUGGCAUGGAAGGGGUGACUCAGUGUCCUAUUUUGCCGGGAGACACCUUCAUUUACAAAUUUGUAGUGGAUAGGCCUGGAACAUAUCUGUACCAUGCACAUUACGGCAUGCAAAGGGAAGCUGGCCUCUAUGGAUCCAUCCGGGUGUCACUUCCUGACGGCUUCUCAGAGCCCUUUUCGUAUGACUACGACAGAAGUAUCAUCCUCAAUGACUGGUACCACAAGAGCACAUUUGAGCAAGUCACUGGCCUCUCUUCCAUACCCUUCGGCUGGGUCGGGGAGCCUCAGUCAUUGCUGAUACAAGGGAAAGGAAGAUUUAAUUGCUCAUCUCCUGGAAUGGAGGCCAGUACCUGUAAUGUCACAAACCCUGAAUGCUCUCCCUAUGCUAUCACAGUAAUUCCAGGCAAAACGUAUCGACUCAGGAUUGGAAGCUUGACUACUUUAUCGGCCCUCAGCUUCGAAAUAGAGGGUCAUAACAUGACAGUGGUUGAAGCAGAUGGGCGAUAUGUUGAGCCAUUUGUGGUGCAAAAUCUAUUCAUAUAUUCAGGGGAGACUUACUCUGUGCUAAUAAAGGCUGAUCAAGACCCUAAAAGAAACUACUGGGCUAGCACAAAAGUGGUUAGCAGGAACAACACAACUCCAAAUGGUUUAGCCAUUCUCAAUUACUAUCCCAACCAUCCCAGGAGAUCUCCCUCAACCUCUCCACCACCCGGCCCUGCUUGGGAUGAUGUCCCGCCGAGGCUGGCACAGAGUCGCGCGAUCAAGGCCCGACAAGGCCACAUUUCCCCCCCUCCCCGGGCCUCGGACAGAAUCAUUGUCAUGCUGAACACACAAAAUCUGAUCAAUGGCUACACCCACUGGUCUGUCAACAAUGUGUCCUUUCACCUGCCCAGUACCCCCUACCUAAUUGCGCUUAAGCAGAAUUUAACCGAUGCUUUCGACCAAACCCCUCCCCCGAAUGGCUAUGAUUUCCUCAACUAUGACAUUUACAAUCCCCCCAAGAACUCGAAUGCCACUGCCAGCAACGCCAUCUACAGGCUGCAGUUUAACUCAACUGUGGACAUAGUACUCCAAAAUGCCAACUCUAUGACCAAAAACAAUAGCGAGACACAUCCUUGGCAUCUCCACGGACACGAUUUCUGGGUGAUGGGAUAUGGAGAAGGCAAGUUCGACAUGUACAAGGAUCCAUUGAAGUACAAUUUGGUUAAUCCAAUCAUGAAAAACACUGUGCCUGUGCAUCAUUAUGGCUGGACAGCCCUGCGAUUUCGAGCCGACAAUCCGGGCGUCUGGGCAUUCCAUUGCCACAUAGAGUCCCACUUCUAUAUGGGGAUGGGGGUGGUGUUUGAAGAAGGGAUAGAGAGGGUGGGUGAACUGCCAGAAUCUAUUAUGGGUUGUGGUGAAAGCAAACGGCCCCCAUAACCUGAAAAUACUUAAAAAUCCAUUAUUUAGUAUGCAGAGUUAAAUUUAAAUUUCAAGUCACAAUUAUAAGAGUAGUCAAAUCUAAAUUUUUAGGUGUUAGAAUAAUAUUUAAAAAUUAAGAUUUGACUACUCUUAUAAUUGUGACUUGAAAUUCAAAUUUAACUGCAAGACUAAAUUUUGAAUUUUGAGUGUGUCAUCCCAAAAAGAUACCUAGUUUACCUAAAUUUUUUUCAAACUGUACAUCGUUUUUUAGCUAGUGAAUAUCCUAUUCUCUGUAUGAAAAACAUAUUUAUUUCUUGUGGAAUUAAGUAAAGAACUGUUCUUGCAAUAGCUGUUUGAUAAAUUUUAACUUGCAUCAGUCCAGUC